AGAGCACGUUUGUAUUUUUCAGCAAAGAAGAACGCAGCGGAAGUGGACAGCAGUCACCCUGAUGGUCUGAAAAAACAACGUCAAACCACAUUAUGUCUGCAGGCUGCAUGAGGCUGCUUCUUAGCCAUGCUGUGAGAACCGUGUGCAGAGGCAGGCCUGGGUCCUGGACAUCAGCAUCAAGAUCACCUACAUGCAGAGGGAGGUAUAACAUCCUGGCAGCAUCCUGGGGACGAUCCCCUUUCUCCACAGAAGACGUAGAACAGACUCCUGCAACAAAGAAGAAGCAGCAGGGUCCACAAGCUCACGCUACCAUCAGCAGCGUAGGCCGUAAGAUCCCUCACCGAGAGAUACAGGUGAUCAGCGAGGUCGGUGAGAAUCUGGGCGUCAUGCAUCGAGCAGAUGUGAUCAGAAUCAUGGAUGAGAAGGAACUUAAACUGGUGCUGCUGACUGCAGACAAAGAGCCUCCGGUGUACCGGCUAAUGAGAGGCAAACAGAUCCACGAAGAGCAACUGAAGCUGAGGGAGAAAGACAAAGCAAAAGCAGCACCUGUGCAGGUGAAGGAGCUCACCUUUUCAGCUGAGAUUGCAUCUCACGACCUCACCACCAAGCUGAAGCAGGUGGAGAGCUGGCUGGAGAAGAAACACCAUGUUAGGGUCACUCUGCGGGUGGGACGCGCCCAGUCUGCAGAUAACCUGGACGCAGCUCUGGAACAAAUAGUGGAACAAAUAAACAUGACGGUGGGUUUUGUCUCCAAACCAAAGGUCAUAAAAGACGGUCGAGCAGCCAUGUGCAUCCUCCGACCGCCAUCAGCCAAGGAACUGCUGCAGAAAAGGAAGGAAAAAGAUGCAGAGUCGCAGUCCAUCACCUCAGCGUCUGAGGACACUCGGAGUAAAACACCUCCUGUUGGCAACACAGACUCAACACAAGAGUCCCCACAGCAGUGAGCUGGACAUCAAACAUGGACGUGGACACAGCUCACGGGCUACAGGAGCCUCUUUUCAGGCAGCAAAUGUCAUCAUUUCCUGUUACGACUCAAGUCAGCUGGCCUCAAAGACACUUGUUGUUGUGACGAAGAGGAAAAGCAGCUGAAGAGGCACAGAAUCUGUUGGAACAUCAGCAGAGACACAAAAACGUGACCGUGAAAGUACACCUGAAGAAUAAAAACAAUUAGAUGAGCUCAAAGGGAAAUCAAAUGAUGAAUAAAACAUGCAUCAAAAGAUCAACAUCAGAAAGUGGCUAAAAAUGGAUGCAAACAUAAAACCUUUUAUUGACCUAAAGUUGAAAUUAAUUAUUGUCAUGUAAAAUAAUACAGGUUAUUAUCCAGAUUGUUUUCAUGCAUUUGUUGAAAAGAUCGUGUAAAACCAUCAGAAAACCCCUUCGAGGGAUGGAGUUUAGCCAGAAACGGAAGCUCAUUCAACUUUUAGGAAUACAUGGAGCCAUUUUUUGAGCUUCAAGAGUUACUUUUUCUCCAGAAGAAGAAAAACACAAGAUGUGUGUGUGGUUACAUCUCAGAUGUGAAUCCACUCCCAACAUCAAAGCCAACUCCUUUUUGCUGCUUUUUCCUGUGAGAAUCUUUAUAAAAGACGUCCAUUUGUGUGAUGGGAGAGAUGACGCGACGAACACGUAAAACCAACAUCCGUGUGAA
Messenger RNA from Nothobranchius furzeri (turquoise killifish), 1645 nucleotides. RefSeq names its product mitochondrial translational initiation factor 3 (gene mtif3). Gene Ontology annotation, molecular function: ribosome binding; translation initiation factor activity. The record is from RefSeq and is a predicted model, not a curated record. Gene Ontology annotation, biological process: mitochondrial translational initiation; ribosome disassembly. Lineage: Eukaryota; Metazoa; Chordata; Actinopteri; Cyprinodontiformes; Nothobranchiidae. Gene Ontology annotation, cellular component: mitochondrion.